Molecule: messenger RNA, 933 nt
Organism: Alternaria ethzedia
Lineage: Eukaryota; Fungi; Ascomycota; Dothideomycetes; Pleosporales; Pleosporaceae
Exons: 1
Coding region: 1-933 (310 amino acids)
Source: RefSeq, a predicted model, not a curated record
AUGAACCCGGGGCGCAAGGUCAGUGAGAGCGAGUCUCGACUUCAGCGUGAACGCGAUGCUGCUCUUAGCAACGCCGAGGAACAGAAGCGAAAACUGACUGAUUUAUACACCAAAAUCGGACAGCUGUGGGAGGAGAACCAUACCCUCAAGGAAAAUAUCAAGACCUCGUCGAACAAAGAGAAGAACACGGAUGAGCUUUGCGAGACAUGCGAGGACAAAGAUGCCAAGAUCGCUCAACUUCAGCAACAACUCGACUUAGCAGGUGAGUCAUCCGAAGAGAGCAGAGAAGACCUUGGCCUUUACAUGCAGAAUUGUGGAAUCCAAUUGAGCAUCAAGACUAACGUCUUCUUCGCAGCAGGUGUACGACCCAAGACCGAUCCCGACGCCGCACACGCCGGGCUACAUAUCGCAUUCUUUAAAUCAGAGGAAGAGUUGCGGACCAAAGACCUCGAGCACGCCACGGAGAAAGCGAAGAUCAAAGUGGAGCACGAGAUCCUGGUUACUCGCCUCCAGGACGAAGUGCGCGAUGCUCACAAAGCGACCAAGAAAGAGCGUACAGAGAAGCUUCUUACGCGGGAACAGCUUUCCAACAUCACGAAAGAACUCUCCGAUACCAAGAAGCAGCUCUUCGACUCGGAAGAGCAAUAUCGGAAAUUCUACGAUAUCAUACCCAAGCCGGGAGGAGGUAGAAUGACAAAGCCGCCGCUGCCAGCCAUACCGCGGUCUGAUCAUAUCGCAGAAGCGGUUGAUUACUUACCUUCGGCACCGCAAGCCUCUAGCUUUGAGCCAACAGAUCAUUCGCAUCGUGGUCACAGCCAAGACAACGAGACUUCUCCAACCUCAUCACAUAUUUCUGAUGGCUCGGAAUUUGGCCGAGAUGAACCCAGUAAGGAGCGCAUCCUUCUCGUCAGUCUGAAGUUGAACAAGCACUGA